AAUAAAUAAUAGUAAUAAUGGUUGAAAUUAAAUCAUUAAUUUUAAUUUAUUUAGUUAUAAGACUAAACUGAAAACGUUGAAAUUUUUGCUAGGAGGCACAACAUAUAAUAUACUACAGGAGUACGACCAAUGUGCUCCCAUGGAACCCAGUUAUCUUGCCAUAUCUCAAAAGGGGACGGUUGGAGUCUAUUAGGCAUUUUCUAGGCAUAAAAGUCAAUCGCCAACUCAUCACCGCAUUGGUGGAGAGAUGGAGAAAGGAGACACAUUGUUUAAACUUUCGCGAAGGAGAGUGCACCAUCACACUCAAGGACGUCGCCAUCCUAACUCAUCUGCCUAUCGACGGUAAAGCGGUGUGUGAGUGAUCACCCCCCCCCCCCCCCCCGAGGAUCGUGUCGGUAUGACCGGUUGGCAGUAUUUCAUCCACAGUGUUUUGGGGGUGAAAGUACCAACCAAGGGGAGCGUUGAUGCGACGGAUCGCUUGCCACCAUUGAGGAAAGGCCAAGUAUCAAUCACUUGGUUGACGAAGUAUUUUAGGGAUCAUCACGAUCCUGAAAAAGAUGGGGUGCCCCUAACCGAGGAAAGUCCGGAGCUGGAGAAGGAAAGAUAUACUCGUUUCUAUCUCAUAGGCAUGAUAGGAGGAGUAUUCUCCAAAAAAACGAGCAAUUUAAUUAGCUGUGGAUGGUUUAGGAUCCUCCUUGGUAGUUGGGAUGCGAUGGGGGCGUUGAGCUGGGCAUCCGCUUGCCUAGCUAAUAUCUACCACCAUUUGUGCAACGCAUCUCUCAAAGUUGUGAGGGAGGUCGGCGGCGCAAUGUUCAUCGUCCAGUAUUGAGCUUGGGAGCAUCUUCCAUGGGUUGCACCGCUCCAAUGUCCCGACAGAAAUUGGGGUCUCGAUCAUCCCUUAAGACUCGAAGCUUAUGGUUGUAGGUAAAUUUCUCAUACCCCAUCAUGAUUUUAAUAAACUAUGUCGACUACUCUUCCGAUUGUCAUGCUCUAGUAUUUCUGUGACUUCAAUGGCAGAGAUUGGCAGCGCCCGAACACCCUUGUAGGCAGAAUUGAUACUCUCUGAUGAGUUCGUUGUGGCCAUACCCCACCUUGUACCUCCGUCUUUAUGAAAUGUCCACAUGGAUAGGUCGUGUCCAUCCAGCCACUGUGCCUCUUCAGGGCAUAACUCGCGCAUCUUCUGCAACUUCUCCUGGAAUUUUUUUCUCCUGGUAUGCAACAGCCGAGGUCAUCACAAUCAAGUAUUACGUUAGUAAUAAUUCGGCAAUUUAUUA
Molecule: messenger RNA, 1274 nt
Organism: Linum trigynum
Lineage: Eukaryota; Viridiplantae; Streptophyta; Magnoliopsida; Malpighiales; Linaceae
Source: the annotation of a GenBank genome assembly